Messenger RNA from Penaeus monodon (black tiger shrimp), 2592 nucleotides. RefSeq names its product RING finger protein 145-like. The coding region runs from base 1 to 2505 and encodes 834 amino acids. The record is from RefSeq and is a predicted model, not a curated record. Gene Ontology annotation, molecular function: ubiquitin protein ligase activity. The transcript has 7 exons. Gene Ontology annotation, cellular component: endomembrane system; endoplasmic reticulum. Lineage: Eukaryota; Metazoa; Arthropoda; Malacostraca; Decapoda; Penaeidae.
AUGUGCAAAGAAGGGAAUAUAUGGAACUACAUAUUGCAGGAACAUAAACAGAAACAUGAAAUAAGACACGCAGAACCCAGCAUGAAGAAAGGGAAGGCUGCGGGGGACGCAUCAGGGGAGUUUGGGUUACAGAAACUGAUUAAACAAAUAGUAUAUAAGAGAAAUCACCCGACAGAUGUGCAAAUUUAUCCUCAUUACGAUGCCAAAAUCAUCAAGGACCACAGAGUGCAACAAACACAACCAAUUUUAGGUCACGUCGUAAAGCGGUGUGACAAAGGCUCUUCUGCCUUCGCUUGUUGUGGGGGUAUGGAAGGCACUAGGCAAGCCAAGAUUGGUCACACUUGGGCACACAUGUACUCAUGGUUUUGGACAAGCAUUUGGUACAAAGGUUGGGAGCUUAAAGGGGAACAGUUUGAGGCAAUUGCAAAAGUGAUUCUACGUGUUCCCGGCUACUUCAUCCUUUACUAUUGGUACCAGAACGAUAUCCGCAACUGUAUCCCCAGAUCCUUGGCCUGGGCUGAUGUUGUAUCUUCUGGCUUUUCAAUAUUUGCUGUCAUCCAAGGAGUAUUGGUCCUGCUGCUGCCGUUAGAGCAGUUGGUGACACUGUAUAUGCAUUAUCUUACUAUAGCAGUGUUGGCUGCAGCAGAUACUUUUUCUAAUUACUAUAUUGAGGGAGAGAAGCUUCUUGUGAACCAGUGGCCAGAUUAUGGUACUGUCAGCUUUCAGGGCUUCUCAAAUAUGCUGAUGUUACAAAAGUCAUUGUUUGACCCAAACAAUGACAUGGAGACCUUAUUCCUGAGACAACAAGUGGCUGCCAUAGUGUUUCAUACCCUUGUGGCUACAUUUGUAACAUUCUUCCUGGACUUGGAUUGCAACAAGGAUAAGAUCCUUCUACUAGUAUAUCUUGUCCCAGUCUUUGCAAGACUUGCUGGGUUUCCAGUUACAGAGCUACAUUUGACACACAACUUUGCUUCAUGCUUUGUGAUUUUUUUGACAGUUCAGUAUAUUUUUCUUUGUGUUCCUCAUGUAUUCAGAUUUCUGAAACAUGUAUAUAAUUCUUUAGUAGUAAUGCUUGAACUGUAUGGACCACUGGGAGUUGUGAUGACACUCUGGAGUAGACUUUUUGUCCCUAUACAGUUACUUCUCUUCUGGUUGAUGCUCUUCACAACUCAACUUUAUAAUCACUAUCUCCCAUCCCAAGAAACAGCCAUAGCAGCAAAAUCAUCAACUCUGUCUUCACAAAAUGUUGCCUCAGUGACAAGUGGAGGAACAGUAACAUCACCAAGUGCAACCUCAACAGUGGGAGGAACAUCAUCUGGAGAGAUGUGGUAUUUGGUGUUUGUUCAGAGCGCGGCUGAAGUGUGUUAUACACCACUUAUGUUAGCAGGUACCUGUGUAGCUGUGUCUUAUGCUUCAAGGUUAAUUCUAGCUCUUACUAGAGCUUAUACAGCUGGGCCAGGUGCUGCACCACUCCCAGAUGAUCUUGUCCACUCAGGUUGGACAGAAGGGGUCACAAUGGCCUUGCUGGCAGUACAGACCUCAUUGCUGAGUAUGGCUAUGCCAGAGAGGUUGGCAGUGCUGUCAAUAAUUUUGUUGAUUGUUGUCUCUUCUCUUGUGCAAAGUAUGUAUGAGUUAGUGGAACCAGUAGUUUUAGCCCUUAGUGCCCAAGGAGUAGCAUCCAUAUCAAGGCAUUUUCGGGCUGUAUCAGCGUGUCUGCUUUUAUUGUUCUUGCCACUGUAUAUGGUUUACAUGUUUACACUAAUAUUUGAACAAGACUUUUGGCUUUUGUUAGUUGUGUCCACCUGCAUCAUGACUUCUGUACAAGUAUUAGGGUUGUUGGCUACUUAUGUACUCCUUACUUGGGAUGCUGUUUGUGCACAGCCUUGGCCAGGUUUAGAUGAUCUAGUUUAUUACACUCGUGCUACAACAAGGGUGUUUGAGUUCAUAGUUGCUGUAUUUGUUGUUGGAGCAGGGGGAAAAGAAUCUAUUACUGGUCAGUGGUCAUGGAUCAAUGCUGUUGUACUACUUAUUCAUUGUUACUUUAAUGUCUGGCAGAGACUCCAACAGGGAUGGAAGAGUUUCCUUUUAAGGUUAGAGGCUGCUAAAAAGAUAUCUAGCAUGCCUGAACCUGAAAAAUUUUACAGAAUUACAAUGAUGUAUGUGCAAUCUGUUAUGCAGAAAUGUCAACAGCCAGGAUCACACAUUGUCAACACUAUUUCCAUGGCCCUUGCCUUCGUAAGUGGUUGUAUGUACAAGACAAAUGCCCUGUGCAUGCAAACCCUAAAUUUGAAAAGGAUGAAAAAAUCUGAAAUUUUAAAGGGAGGGCUUAGCCAAAAAUGCUUUAACCACCUCCACCAGAUUCUAUCGAGACUGAGCUUGGGGCAAAUAUUCCUAUGCCAGAUGAGGGUGAUAAUGAAGAUAUUAGCCUCCUUAAUACAGAUGACGAGGAGGAAGAGUCCAAAAGCUCUUGAGUCAAAAUUUAUGAGGAUAAAAAAGGUAUACUAGCUGAGGAGACAAAUAUACACCAGCAAAUGUAGGAGUUCUAAAAUGAGAGUUUGAUAGUGUAAUAUCCAUUGAUACACUUAAUAUUUU